This is a messenger RNA of Exophiala aquamarina CBS 119918, 1908 nucleotides long. RefSeq lists its product as uncharacterized. Lineage: Eukaryota; Fungi; Ascomycota; Eurotiomycetes; Chaetothyriales; Herpotrichiellaceae. The record is from RefSeq and is a predicted model, not a curated record. The coding region runs from base 1 to 1908 and encodes 635 amino acids. The transcript has a single exon. Gene Ontology annotation, biological process: carbohydrate metabolic process. Gene Ontology annotation, molecular function: amylosucrase activity.
AUGGCAUCUUUGUCCAUAGACCAACAGGCGAGGGCGGCAAAAGCCUACAUCUUACAAGAGCUCCAGAAGACCGAAGAUGGAGCUCACAUACUUAAAGACAAGGACUUUUGCGGAAGGCUUGAAAUGAAUUUCAUAACCAUCUUUGCAAUCUUUGCCGAGCUCUAUGGCUACAGACACGACUGUCUCGAUCAAAUGGUCGACCUGAUCACAAUGUGUGGCAGGAGCUGGCAGCAGCGAGAUCCAGAGUUGAAGCAGCUGGACAAAGAGCGUGAGCUGGAUCCAGAGUGGUACCUAUCCAAUCAAAUGCUGGGGGCCGUCUGCUACGUCGAUCGAUACGCUAAGGAUCUGUCUGGCAUCAAAGACCGUAUUCCUUACUUCCAAGAGCUGGGUUUGACAUAUUUACAUCUGAUGCCGCUCUUCAAGGCCCCUCAGCCGCUCAACGACGGCGGCUAUGCAGUAUCGAGCUACAGGGAAGUCCAGGAGCAACUCGGCGAUAUCAAUCAGUUGAAAGAGCUGGCAGUAGAAUUGAGGAAGGCCGGCAUCAGUCUCGUGCUAGACCUAGUGUUCAACCAUACCUCCAACGAGCACCAGUGGGCCAAGAAAGCCGCAGAAGGCGACCCGGAGCACUCUGCCAUGUACUGGAUUUUCCCAGACCGCAACGUGCCUUCCGCAUUCGAGCGGUCCACCCGCGAGAUCUUCCCGGACGACCACCCAGGAUCCUUCAUCCAGCUCGCAGACGGUCGCUUCGUGUGGUCCACCUUCUACCACUUCCAAUGGGACUUAAAUUAUUCCAAUCCGGCGGUCUUCCGAGCUAUGGCGGCGGAGAUGCUGUACCUGGCCAACGUCGGUGUGGACUUCUUCCGCAUGGACGCCGUGGCAUUCAUGUGGAAGCAGAUGAACACGGACUGCGAGAACCUGCCCGAAGUGCACAAGCUGCUGCGCGCGUUCAACGCACUCUGCAGAAUCGCGGCACCAUCCGUCCUCUUCAAGUCCGAGGCGAUUGUCCACCCCGACUUCGUGGUCCAAUACAUCGACCGCUACGAAUGCCAGCUCUCCUACAACCCGCUCCAAAUGGCACUCACAUGGGAAGCUCUCGCGACACGAGACACCUCGAUGCUCUCCCAGGCAAUUGAGCGGCGCCAUAACAUUGCACGUGGCUGCGCAUGGGUCAACUACGUGCGCUCACACGACGACAUUGGGUGGACCUUCUCGGACGAAGACGCGCUCGAACUCGGUAAGAACGGGUCGAACCACCGCAAAUUCCUCAACGCGUUUUUCGUCAACCGGCACCCGGGCAGCUACGCGCGCGGUGUGCCCUUCCAGGACAAUCCGCGCACCGGCGACUGCCGGAUCUCCGGUACGACGGCGUCGCUGGCGGGGUUGGAGUCGAUGCAGGACCAUGCGAUUGACCGGAUCCUGCUCGCGUACAGCAUCGCCAUGAGCACAGGCGGCAUCCCGCUGAUCUACCUGGGGGACGAGGUCGGCCAGCUCAACGACUACAGCUAUCUGCACGACCCCACGAAGAUGGACGACUCCCGCUGGGUCAACCGGCCCUGGUACCCGGAGUCGCGCUACGCGGAGCGCAACGACCAGUCUACCAUUCCGGGCCAGAUCUACGCGGGCAUGAAACACCUCAUCCAGCUACGGAAGUCCACCGACGAACUGGCUGGUGGCCGCGCGGUCGGGUUCUUCACGGGAAACCCGGCGAUUCUGGGCUAUCAGCGGCCUGGCGUGAAUUCCACGGUACUGUGUCUGUGCAACUUCUCAGAUGAGCCGCAGUGGAUUGGUCGGGAUCGGUUCAUGGGCAUGCCGGUCGAGGCGAAGGAUUUGGCGUCGGGUUAUAUGAUCAAUCUCAGGGAUGCGGGCGUGCAGUUGAGGCCGCAUCAGUAUUUGUGGUUGAGAUAUUGA